AUUUAAACGAUGGUAUUAUGGCUCAAGGACCUUGAGUUCUUAAAGAAAUAGGCACUGGUUCACUCCUAUCUGUGGACUGCUCAAAUAUUGUAGUCGAAAUAUGCAUAAUGCUGACUGCCACAACGAAAUGUGGUCUAGGAUGCCGUCAAGAACACGCAUGUUUAAUGCUUUUUGCACAUCCCAUCACUGUCUGGCACUCAGUAUGAAUACUUUAGAUCUUGUGUCUCGAAAUCGGGGCUCUUGUGGCUGGAGACCGUUAUUCCAUGGGCCACUGAACAUGAACCACUCGAGUGUCGCUCUGCUUGCGUCGCCACGAUUGGAUAAUCUGGCCCUCCACAUCAAAACGUCCUUGGAUCCAAGGCGCCCCUCUGUGCUCACGCCCAAAUCACUGCCUUGGCCUUUAUCUAAUACCAUUCAAGGCCCAGUAGAGUGGCCAAUGGAUGCGCGGUCCAACUCUGAAGUACAAAUGGGUCGCAAAUCCCUUUUGGAUCGAGCAUUGUGUUCCUCAUGUCUCACUUCCCCUGUGGACGUGGGCAUCGGCGAGACCCCAGGACGCGGACGUGGAGGCUUUUUGAGUGAAUUCCGGCCACGAGAUUAGGAGGCGAGGGAGGAGUCAACCUCCCCUUCGGAUGUGGAGUAGACUACAAGAUGAAAUCAAUGCAGAAAAUAUAGCAAGAGAAGCAGUUUAAUACAUCUAUAAUAAUAGGCAAGGGCUUUUAAACUUCUAGUGUGCGGGUGAGAAAGGUA
Messenger RNA from Ilyonectria robusta, 747 nucleotides. RefSeq lists its product as uncharacterized. NCBI's taxonomy places the organism in Eukaryota, Fungi, Ascomycota, Sordariomycetes, Hypocreales, Nectriaceae. The transcript has a single exon. The record is from RefSeq and is a predicted model, not a curated record. The coding region runs from base 101 to 598 and encodes 165 amino acids.